This is a messenger RNA of Coccinella septempunctata (seven-spotted ladybird), 2203 nucleotides long. RefSeq lists its product as uncharacterized. Lineage: Eukaryota; Metazoa; Arthropoda; Insecta; Coleoptera; Coccinellidae. The transcript is spliced from 4 exons. The record is from RefSeq and is a predicted model, not a curated record. The coding region runs from base 1006 to 1941 and encodes 311 amino acids.
GUAGAUUGCAGCGACAUAGUGGUGACAGUUCGAAGUAAAAAGUUAAUGCCUUUACGUCAUUGUCAAUUUUGAAGGGGAUUUUGAGAUUUUCGCGUCUAUCUACGGAUUUUCGUCAAAUAUUUUAGUUUUUAUCAUCUGUUUGACCUUUGUUUUUUAUUAUUGCGAAUAGUGUUUUUGGAGAAAGGACUCAAGUGUGUUAAGUGGUGUGGAUAUUCGUGUAAACGAUUUAAGUUACAGUGAAGUGUUUUUCGAGGCAGGACUCUAGUGUUUGUUAUCAAUUUCAACAGUAUUCGGAAAGUACAUUAAGAAUUCAAGGUGUGUUGUGGGUUAUAUGCCGUAAGGAAAUCAUUUUGCUGUGCUACAAGCUACAAUUCCUCAAUUGGAAAUUCAGAUGAGCCUAUAAUGCCUGAAAAUUUUCUCAAUAAUACUUGCUCAUUUCAGAUAUUUUAGAACUGAUGGAAAUGGCUGGCUUUUGGUUGAGCAUGGUGGACUACAUGAAGUAUGUGGGAGGAAAUAAUAAUUCCAGAGUAGUCCAAGAAGGAGAGGAGGUUCUCAAUGCAGGACAUUUAAUUUUAUUUGGCAAAACAGAAGAAUCGAAGGCCCAUAUUGGCAUUAUUGGAUUGUGCUGCCAAUCCAGUGCCUUGUACUCAGAACCUCAUACAAUAACGGGUACAUUGUCCAUUGAAAGUAAUAAGGUUGGAAUAUUGACAAUGAAGUGCACCUGCAAGGCUGGAUUGGGUGGUGCCUGCAAACAUGUAUCAGCCGUUCUGAUACAGUGUACAAGGUGUAUACAUAACUAAUUAUCAAGGCGUAAUCGUGCCCAUUUUGAUUGAACACUGUUUAGUGGCCCAAACUUACGUAUUGUUUCUUUUUUCUGUUGUUUUGUUUUGUUCCAGGGUUAAUUUGAGCCAGUUGGAAACUGUAAGCCCAACUGAUUUGAAGUGCAAAUGGUCAGUGAGUAAGGGUGAGGUGCAGAAAAAGUACGAGGCGACUCCGUUAUUCCAAAUGCCUUGCUUUAAAAAUAGAAUGCCUAAUCUUGAAAAGUUGGAAGAAUCUUUGUGCAAGAUACCUGAUGACGAAGUCUUAGGCGAAAUCGCUGCACUUCUUCCUGAAUGUGCUAUCAACAAAUUCAGAGUUGGGCGAUCGAGAAUUUAUGAUGAACCUAGGGAGGAGGAGUCCAAUCUGGAAGCGUUCACUAUGAUUCUGGAUAAUUCAUGCCAGUCCGUUGUAUUGAUGAAAGUUGAUGGUCAUAACGUAACUUUUCCCAGCCAAUGUUGUAGAAAAUUAUAUUCUACAAUAUUGAAUGAGGAGCCUGACGAAGUUAUAAGAAUACCGCAAAAUUGUUCAACCUGGCAUGAAUUGAGGAGAUUCAGGGUUACCGGGUCCAGGUGCUAUGAACUAUUCACGUACAAUGGACCAAAUUGGAAUACUAAGGCUGAAAAAUAUUUUUGGCCAAAAUCCUUUACAAAUAAAUUCACUAAGCAUGGAUUGGAAUAUGAGGAUGAGGCAAGGAGAGCUUUCAUUGAUGCCACUGGAUGUAACGUGGUACAGUGUGGAAUGGUGGUAUCACAUUCCAACAAAUGGAUGGGAUAUUCUCCAGAUGGCAUCAUAUUUGAGAAUGGUCACCCGGCUGCCCUAUUGGAAAUUAAAUGUCCAUGGAAUGGAGCCAAGCAAACCAUCACGGAAGUCGUCAGGACCUGUGAUUAUAUUUCAGAUCAGUCGUUGAAGAGGAAACAUAAAUUCUAUGGACAGAUUCAAAUGGGAAUGGCCAUGCUCAACCUCAAAAAAUGCUUUCUGGUAUUAUAUGCGGCUUUUGAUAGGUCUAUUCUGAUUCUAGAGGAAGAAUAUGAUGAAGAGUUUGCUGAAAAUAUGAUAAUAAGAAUUAAAAAAAAAUAUUUCGAAAAUAUGAUACAUAUUAUUUGUGAUAAAGAUGAUAAAUAAAGAUUUAAAAUUUUAUAAAGAUCUUUAAUUAUGAUUUAUGAAUGCUGGUUCCUGAUUGUAGUUACCGCAUGAUUGGACUACUACUUUACCUUACUGAGCAGUGAUGUAGCUUGCCUUAGGGGGGCCCUGUAUCAAAAAGUGUUGAGGAGCCCUAGGAAAGGGCGAAGUAAAAAUAAAAGUAGCAAAAAAUGUUCGAUUAGUAUCGAAAUGAUUAUAUGUACUUAUAAUUGAAAGUUCUAACUCAUACUUAGUGCUGGGAGCG